AUCCUCCCUAGCGACGGUCUGAGGGACCACUCCCGGCCCUCGCCGAGGCUCCGGGGGCCCAUCCCGGCCUCUCCAGCCCGGACACCCACCGGGCGAGGUACCCGCCCUGCACCUGGGGCUGCCGGAGCCCCCGCUGGGUGCUGGAGCUCUCCCGAGGCGGCCGCGCCCAGCCCUGCCCGAGAUGCUGCGGGUGCUCGGCGCGUGUGAGGGAUGCUGAGCCGCUAGGGCGAGGCUGGCGAGGCGAUGGCAGGCGGGGAGUGGGGACGGGACAGCAGCGACAGUGCCAGCACGGAGUGCAGACACUUGUUGGCAGCUUGGCACCCUGCAGGGCAUCACGCCUGGGGGCAGGUCACAGGGCUAGGGUGCUGCCAGCUCUGCACAGGGGGAUGCAGGCAGGGGAGAGGUGGUGCUGGAGGCAGGCAGAGCGCUGGUUCUCCUGAUCUGAGAGCGGGAGGAAGGCGGACGCAUUGCGUCAUUCCCGGAGAGUGCUCCCGAGGGGACAGGCUGAUGCACUCACUCACUCCCCGCCAGCCCCCGAGCCGACAGCCUCGCUGCUGGCAGCUCUCGACCAGGAGCCUCCGUUCCCCAAGACACGUUCUUGGCUUCUGGCCUCGGGGCUCAUCCGAGGCUGCUGUCAGCUCUCACCCCACUCCCGCAGGUGCUGCCAACACCCCGAUCCUGCUGCAGAGCCUCCACCCUCGCCAGCCUUCCUCCUCCUCCUCCUCCCGCUGCCCUCGAGGGCCUGCGAGCAGCCAGCUGAGCUCUGCCGUGCAGCCAGCAGGAGCCUGGUGCUGACGGGCCCAUCUGCCCCUGUCCUGCAGCCCCAUGGCUGGGAACGAGGAGAUGGCAUCCCUGGAGGAAAGCUUCCGCAAAUUCGCCAUCUACGGCGACACCAAGGCAACGGGGCAGGAGAUGAAUGGGAAGAACUGGGCUAAGCUGUGCAAGGACUGCAAAGUCACCGACGGCAAAAGCGUCACCAGCACCGACGUGGACAUUGUCUUCUCCAAGGUGAAAGGGAAGACAGCACGUGUCAUCAACUACGAGGAGUUCAAGAAGGCUCUGGAGGAACUGGCCCCCAAGAGGUUUAAGGACAAGAGCAAAGAGGAGGCGUAUGAAGCCAUCUGCCAGCUGGUGGCAGGGAAGGAGCCCAUUAACGUGGGUGUCACGAAAGCCAAGACAGUGGGAGCCGUGGAGAGGCUGACGGACACCUCCAAGUACACGGGCUCGCACAAGGAGCGCUUCGACGAGAGCGGCAAGGGCAAGGGCAAGAGCGGGCGGGAGAACAUCGUGGACACCAGCGGCUACGUCAGUGCCUACAAGAACGCGGGCACCUACGACGCCAAAGUCAAAAAGUAGGGCCGGGUGCCGGUGGCGCCAGCAGCCCGGUCCCUGCGCGCCGGCCGUGGCUCGGUGCUCGGCCCUGGGACGUGCCCGUGAGCGGGGCCCGGGGGCUGCGCUGGGGCCAGGGAUGCUGCCGGGAUGUCCGCCCAGCGCUGGGGGGAUUGGGGAGGUGCGUCCGUCCCAGCCUGUGCCGUGAUCCCCCCGCCCCUCCUGUGUCCCCCGUGCUGUCACCCCCAGCCCCACACCGUACUAACAGCACUGCUCCUCAGGGCUCCCCUGCCCCGCCGGCACCCAGACCUUCCCUACCUCAGCCCCGGCUUUCGGGGCACCCUCCCCUGUCCCCCGGGGGCCCGCAGCCUGUCCUCUCCUCCCGGGGACCUGCCUUAACCCCGCACCAGUCACACCACAGCCGCUCCUUCCUCCCCACCGUGCGCUCCCCUGACUCCGCCGCUUGCCCAGCACUGCGGUGCCGUUCGUGCCGGAGCUGCCGGGAUGCUCCUGGCCCAGCCCCAGGAUGCGCCCCGGCAGAGUUUGGUGUUGCCUGGCCAUCGGCAAAGGUCUCCGACCUGAGUCUCCCGCUGCCUUCGUGAAGCCCAAACCAAAGGAUGCUGCAGACCCACGCUGUAACCCGGCUCUGCAAUAAACCCCGUCCGCACUGACGCUCCUCUGGUUGUGUUCGUGCACCGAGCAGCCGCAGCCCCUCCGGCCGGACAGGGGGGCUGUGCCCCAGGGCAGCCGUGCCGGGGGCUUGGCCCUGGCCACCGAGGGUUUUGGCAGCUCCUGGCUGGCCCGAGUUGCCUGAGCAACCGCAGGCACACAAACACGAGCGCCUGGCUCCCGCUCCCGCUCUGUUUGCAACCAAACACACGAGCUCCUGGUAACGAUCCCUGGGAACAGGCUGGGCUCCAGGAUGGGCCGGCAGCUCCGGGAUGGGAUGGUCACUCCGGGGAGCGCAUGGAACGGGGUGUAGGCGCUGUGACCCCGAUCCCAGGAUGGGCUGAGCCUGCUGCAGUGCUGCUGGGGUGGCACUGCCGGGAUUUGCAGCUGCACAUCCACCUCCAGGUCAUUUAUCCAUAGCCAGGCUCCCUAAAUAACCCACAGGGAUUGUUUCCAGGUGCCUCAGCUGUGGCACUGGCACUGCUCAGGCUGGGACAGGCUCACUCACUGCAAAGGCACAGCACUGCACCUGUGCAUCCCAGACACCUGCUUUGGGAAACACAGGAGGAAGAGGAGGGUGGAUCCGGCCCCAUCCUCAGUGAGGGGUGCCAGGGGUAGGCUGGAGUGAGGGCUGGGGGAUAUCAACUCUCCUUUCUCCUUUGGGCAGGUUGGAGGGAGUUUGUGGCUGUCUGUCCCUAAAGGCUCCUUCUGAGCACCCAAAGUUCCUCGAAAAAGUGUUGCUUGUGAAGGGAGAGGUGAGGGGACUUUAACCCUUUGCUGUCUCCGUUGCCCAGCUGCACAAAUGGGCUGCAGAAUUUCCAGGGCCAGGCUGCCCUGCAUGCCUUGAGGUCUGUGGAGGUGACUCAGCCCCCUGUCCUUGGAGGCUUGGCAAAGGAAGAUUAUUUUGGGAAGAGUUGAGCAGGUCAGGCCCCACAGGGUUCAUCCCCUGCCUGUGUGAGGCCCUGGCUGUGGAGCAUGGGAGCUCCCAUGUGGGAAUGGCUCUGAAGGGGAGUUGCAGAUGCUGAUGUGUUUUUGAGACUGGGAAAUCAAGACUGGGAAUCAUAGAAUCCUGGAAUUAUUUGGGUUGGAAGGUACCUUAAAGACCAUUUAAUUCCAGUCCUCGCCCCAUGAGCAGGGACACCAGGAUGUUCUGAGCCCUGUCCAACCUGGCUGUGAAUGUUUCCAAGGAAUGGGGCAUCCACACCUUCUCUGGCCAGCCUGUGCCAGGGCCUCCCCAUUCUGCUGCUCAGGUGAUGGCUCACCCAAGGCAGGGACUGCAGGAUUUCCCAGGACAGACAGCUCCAUCAGCCAGCCUCUCCCUGCUCUGAAUCCUGGACAGAAGCAGCUUCUUCACAGCCUGUGAAGCCCCUGCAGAGGUCAGGUAACAGCUCAAGCUCUCACAGCUCACAUCUCUCACAGCUCCCACGUGCUGCCACCCCUGCAUUAAGAUGCUCCUCACCCACUCCAGUGCUUCUUCAAGUCCUCCACUGCUUUCUCCACAGUUUACACAGAAUUUAUCUCCUCCAGCCUUCUUGGUUCUCAAGGAGGCAGCUCCAGUGCACACUGUUCCCAGCAUGAAAAAUCAUCUCAGGAGAAUUAAGAUUUGUGUGAACUGACUGGAUCUGUUGGCUGCAAAGUGCCCCAGAUCAG
This is a messenger RNA of Oenanthe melanoleuca, 3648 nucleotides long. RefSeq names its product tubulin polymerization promoting protein family member 3 (gene TPPP3). Bases 826 to 1356 code for a protein of 176 amino acids. The record is from RefSeq and is a predicted model, not a curated record. Gene Ontology annotation, molecular function: tubulin binding. The transcript has 3 exons. Gene Ontology annotation, biological process: microtubule polymerization; positive regulation of protein polymerization; microtubule bundle formation. Gene Ontology annotation, cellular component: microtubule. NCBI's taxonomy places the organism in Eukaryota, Metazoa, Chordata, Aves, Passeriformes, Muscicapidae.